CACUUAACAAAAUCUCACGAGACGCUCCGCAGAACAUCAACGAAUGGGGACAACACAGUAUUUCGUAUACCCAUUGUCACCCUGAUAGCCACUUAACUCCAUCUUAUCCCCGCACUCACGUCAUGGAUUUUCCCCACUUCAAUUACCCCUCGUACGAAAUUUCCAUCACCUAGAUUAGCUAUGAAUGGUGCAAGUAAUGCGGAGAUGGAACCCGGGUGGUUCAUUCAUAUUUGCCGGGUCUAGGAUAGUGAUUUAUAAUUGCCGUAGUUGAAAACGUGUUUGUAUAUCUACCUCGUCGAUCCUCUUUGUUCCUCCACCUAUCCACUUCUCAACCUCCAUUACCUCAACCGAGCCUGCCCUACACCAUCAAAAUGUCCCUCCCAACCGCCCCCCUAGGCAAAAACGGCCCCCUCGUCCCGCGCCUGGGCUUCGGCCUGAUGGGCCUGAGCGCCUACUACGGCGCCCCAAAGCCAGACGCCGAGCGCUUCGCCGUCCUCGACAAAGCCUACGAGCUCGGCUACCGCUUCUGGGACUCCGCCGACGUCUACAACGACAACGAAGACAUGCUCGGCGCCUACUUCGCGGCCCACCCCGACCGCCGCGCCAACAUCUUCCUCGCAACCAAAUUCGCCGCGCCCAUCAAAGACUCCGGGCAUACAGAAAACUGCAGCGAGCCGGGCUACGCCAAGCAAGCCUGCGCGCGCAGCCUGAAGCGGCUCGGCGUCGACCAUAUCGAUCUGUACUACGUGCACCGUCUCGACCGCAAGACCCCCAUCGAGAAGACCGUGCAAGCGCUCGCAGAGCUGAAGGCCGAGGGCAAGAUCCGCCACAUCGGGCUCUCCGAAUGCAGCGCCGAGUCUCUGCGCCGGGCCCACAAGGUUCACCCGAUCACAGCCGUGCAGCUCGAGUACUCGCCCUUCGCGCUGGACAUCGAGAACCCGCAGAUCGGGCUGCUGGCGACGGCGCGCGAGCUGGGCGUAGCCAUUGUCGCGUACUCGCCGAUCGGGCGCGGGAUCCUGUCGGGCGCGAUCAAGAGCCGGGCGGACUUCGCGGAGGGCGACUUCCGCGCGUUCCUGCCGCGGUUCUCGGAGGAGAAUUUCGCCAAGAACUUUAAGCUUGUGGACCAGAUUCUGGCGGUGGCGAGGGCGAAGGGGGUGACGGGGAGCCAGGUGACGCUGGCGUGGCUGUUGAGACAGGGGGAAGAUAUUUUUCCGAUUCCCGGCACGACGAAUGUGGAUAGAGUGGUGGAGAAUGUGGAAAGUUUGAAGAUCGAACUCUCGGAGGAGGAGGCGAAGCGGAUUCGGGAUGCGAGUGAGGCGGCGGAGGUGUUUGGAGAGCGGUAUCCGCCGGCUAUGACCGUGGCUUUGUUUGCGGAUACGCCGCCGUUGUAGUGGUUUAAGCUAGGUCUAAUUGUGAAUCAAGACUAAGGUUCUGUAAGAAUGUGCACGUUCAACGUCCAUAAACUAAGGGGGUAGCACAGACUACUACGUGGGAAUCAAAUCAGUCCAU
Molecule: messenger RNA, 1509 nt
Organism: Mytilinidion resinicola
Lineage: Eukaryota; Fungi; Ascomycota; Dothideomycetes; Mytilinidiales; Mytilinidiaceae
Product: putative aldo-keto reductase
Exons: 2
Coding region: 372-1391 (339 amino acids)
Cellular component (GO): cytoplasm
Source: RefSeq, a predicted model, not a curated record